Molecule: messenger RNA, 1509 nt
Organism: Frankliniella occidentalis (western flower thrips)
Lineage: Eukaryota; Metazoa; Arthropoda; Insecta; Thysanoptera; Thripidae
Product: mitochondrial folate transporter/carrier
Exons: 7
Coding region: 177-1163 (328 amino acids)
Biological process (GO): nucleotide transport; folate import into mitochondrion
Cellular component (GO): mitochondrion
Molecular function (GO): FAD transmembrane transporter activity; folic acid transmembrane transporter activity
Source: RefSeq, a predicted model, not a curated record
GAGGGAAAAGGAAAGGGGAGGGGAAGAAGGGGCAAUCAUUUUUCAUGGCGGGUUUGAACCUUGAUCCACAAAUGGUUUCAUCAUCUUUAAAGAGUGGUGUGGUAUUUGUUCAUUCAUCGAGUCUGCUAAAGCUCUGAAAGAAGAUGGGUUUCGAACACCGACAUGGCUAGUUGAAAAUGAGUCAAAGUUCAAAAGCCAAAGAAAACGACAUGGCGGGGUCGAAAGGGGGCUCGGCAUCGGCUGCUGGAGUUAAAGGAGUUUUCAGCCACAUGAAAUACGAACAUUUGAUCGCUGGAGUGUCCGGUGGGGUGACAUCAAGUGUCGUCUUGCACCCGUUGGAUCUAAUCAAAGUUCGAUUCGCCGUGAAUGAUGGGCGGACUAGCAUGCCUCAGUACAACAGCAUACGAAAUGCAUUAGUUACAAUUUACAAACAGGAGGGUAUCCGUGGCCUGUAUAGAGGUGUAGUACCGAACGUUUGGGGUUCUGGCACUGCAUGGGGCCUCUACUUUUUAUUUUAUAAUACCACUAAAACAUGGGUUCAAGGUGGUGAUCCAAAUAUGCAGUUAAGCUGGCCUAUGCACAUGGGAGCUGCCGCAGAAGCGGGUAUUUUAACUCUAUUUUUAACAAACCCUCUUUGGGUUGUGAAAACUAGACUGUGUACUCAAUAUGGAAAUGAGAAGCCGCUUUACAGUGGUAUGAUAGACUGCUUUAACAAAAUUUACAAAGCUGAAGGAAUACCAGGAAUGUACAAGGGCCUUGUACCUGGUAUGAUUGGAGUUUCCCAUGGUGCUAUUCAAUUCAUGGUGUAUGAAGAAAUGAAAAAUUGGUACAAUAAUUAUAGAGGAACAGUUUUAAGCACAAGGAUGAGUACAUCAGAGUACCUAUUCUUUGCUGCUGCAUCAAAAUUAGUUGCAGCUUCAAUCACAUAUCCGUAUCAAGUGGUCCGCGCCCGGUUGCAGGAUCAUCAUCACAAUUAUGCAGGCACUAUGGAUUGCGUCUCCAAAACCUGGAGAUUCGAGGGUCCUCGUGGCUUUUACAAAGGCCUGGGGGCUUCAUUGUCUCGUGUGGUGCCAGCUACUAUGAUCACCUUUGUUGUCUACGAAAAUGUGUCUAGAUAUAUUUUAGACCAUCCCUUCAGAAAUAGAAAUAUGAACAAGUUGUGAGAUAUUUUAUUUAAACCUGCAAGGGCUCAAGGCUGUGAUGUACUAAUUUUACUGUAUUUUCACUUCACCAGCAAGAAAUACACUUAAGAUAAAAUCGUAUUGGCUCUUGCUGGGUCUUUUCUGAACAAAAGUUUCUAAUAACGGCAAUGAUUUCACAGCAGUCCUUUCUAGUCUGUGGUUAGGUGUAGCUGCUGUAAACAUGCAAUGAUGGACGUUGCAGUAUGUUUCUUGUUUGAGUGCACACAUAUUCUGAGAAGAAAGCAAAAUACUUUCAGUGUAGUGUGCAGGAACCACACUCUUUUCUUAUAUGGCUAUGGCAAGAAAAUAAAUUUGACUUAUUUCAAAA